UAAUAGACAAUAAUAAGACAAAGCGCUGAAAUCAUUCAACUGCGAAACGUUAAAAAGCAAAAAACAAAAAACAAACAAAGCUUCGUUUCGCAGAGAGCCUCAUCAUUCACCAACGUCGUCCUCUCUUCUCCACAUACAACUUCCAUAACUCUUCACAUCCAAUUUCAAUCAAAUUCCUCUCAACUCCCAACCUUCCUUUCUCACUCAAUUAAUCACUUCAAUUCUCUCCAAUCAUUCAUCAUUUUCCACUAAAAUCUUAAAAUAUCAUGAUAUUUUUAUUGUUAUAAAUCUUCGCUUCAAGGCCAUCGAUCUUUCGAUUUUCUUCAAUUUGAGGGGUUUUUGGAACCUGGGUUAGGUUAAAGUUGCGUUUUUGGAUUGUGGGUGAUUGAGUUUUAAGAAGAUGAGUAACCAAAAGAAGAGGAUUUUUCAGAUAGAGGCUUUUAAGCACCGUGUUGUUAUGGAUCCGAAAUAUGGUGAAAAAACUUGGAGCGUUCUCGAACAUGCAAUUCAUGAGAUAUACAAUCACAACGCUAGUGGUCUUAGUUUUGAAGAGCUUUACAGAAAUGCUUACAAUAUGGUUCUUCACAAAUUUGGUGAGAAGCUAUACUUUGGGCUGGUUGUCACCAUGACUUCUCAUCUCGAAGAGAUAGCUAGGUCUGUUGAAGCCACUCAAGGAAGUUCCUUUCUGGAAGAAUUAAACCGAAAAUGGAAUGAUCAUAAUAAGGCAUUACAGAUGAUUCGAGACAUUCUGAUGUACAUGGACAGGACUUAUAUCCCAAGCACCCAGAAGACUCCUGUCUAUGAACUUGGCCUGAACCUGUGGAGAGAAAAUGUUAUUUAUUCGAACCAGAUAAGGACUCGACUGUUGAGUACGCUUUUGGAGUUAGUACGCAGUGAGCGUGCUGGUGAAGUUGUUAAUCGAGGGCUGAUUAGAAAUAUAACAAAGAUGCUAAUGGAUUUAGGUCCUUCUGUUUAUGGCCAAGAAUUUGAGACUACUUUUCUGCAAAUUUCAGCUGAUUUCUACCGGGCCGAAUCCCAGAAAUUUAUCGAGUCUUGUGAUUGUGGAGAUUAUCUCAAGAAAGCUGAGAGGCGGCUGAAUGAGGAAACGGAUAGAGUGAGCCAUUACUUGGACCCUAGGACUGAAAAGAAGAUCACUAAUGUGGUGGAGAAGGAGAUGAUUGAAAAUCACAUGCUUAGAUUGAUCCAUAUGGAGAAUUCUGGGUUAGUAAACAUGCUUCGUGAUGAUAAAUACGAAGAUUUAAGUAGAAUGUAUAACUUGUUCCGUCGCGUUACUGACGGUCUUUUGAAAAUACGUGAAGUGAUGACUUCACACAUCAGAGAGUCCGGUAAACAGCUUGUUACUGAUCCAGAAAGGUUGAAGGAUCCUGUUGAAUUUGUGCAGAGGCUGUUAGAUGAGAAAGAUAAAUACGACAAGAUUAUAAAUUUGGCCUUUAACAACGACAAGUUGUUCCAGAAUGCUUUGAGUUCCUCAUUUGAAUUUUUCAUUAACUUGAACCCUCGUUCUCCAGAGUAUAUUUCACUAUUUGUGGACGAUAAGCUUCGAAAGGGUCUAAAGGGAGUUAGUGAGGAUGACGUAGAGAUAACUCUUGACAAGGUUAUGAUGCUGUUCCGGUACUUGCAAGAAAAAGAUGUGUUUGAGAAGUAUUACAAACAGCAUCUGGCGAAGCGGCUUCUAUCCGGAAAAACAGUUUCUGAUGAUGCGGAGAGGAGUCUCAUAGUUAAGCUCAAGACAGAAUGUGGAUACCAAUUUACCUCAAAACUAGAAGGCAUGUUUACAGACAUGAAAACUUCUCUAGACACAAUGCAGGGCUUUUAUGCUAGCCAUCCUGAGUUAGGUGAUGGUCCUACGCUUACCGUGCAGGUUCUGACUACAGGGUCUUGGCCAACUCAAUCCAGCGUGACAUGUAACCUACCUUCUGAAAUGUCUGCACUUUGCGAGAAAUUUCGGUCAUAUUACCUUGGCACACAUACUGGCAGGAGAUUGUCGUGGCAGACUAACAUGGGAACGGCAGAUUUAAAAGCUACCUUUGGGAAAGGUCAGAGACACGAGUUAAAUGUUUCGACUUACCAAAUGUGUGUACUCAUGCUGUUUAAUAAUGCUGAUAGACUAAGCUACAAAGAAAUUGAACAAGCAACUGAGAUUCCAGCUUCGGAUUUGAAGAGGUGCUUGCAAUCUUUGGCUUUGGUUAAGGGAAGAAAUGUUCUGAGGAAGGAGCCUAUGAGUAAAGAUGUUAGUGAGGAUGAUGCAUUCUUUGUUAAUGACAAGUUCAGUAGCAAACUAUAUAAGGUCAAAAUAGGAACUGUAGUUGCGCAAAAGGAAUCGGAACCAGAGAAACUGGAAACUCGACAAAGAGUGGAGGAGGACAGGAAGCCGCAGAUUGAGGCAGCAUUAGUGAGGAUUAUGAAAUCCAGGAAGCAACUUGAUCACAACAAUCUUAUAGCUGAGGUCACAAAGCAGUUGCAGUCGCGGUUCCUUGCAAAUCCAACGGAGGUAAAGAAACGGAUCGAGUCUCUCAUUGAGCGGGAGUUUUUGGAGAGAGAUGAUAGUGACAGAAAACUGUAUCGAUAUCUUGCCUAGGAUUGACAAGCUUGUUUGUUUCUGUAAGGUUACAGUGAUACACAUCUUUUUUUGACAGAACAGUGAUACAAAUGUUGUGUCUUUGGCGAACUAGGUGAAAAAUGACCUUUUAAAGGAUCCAUUGAUUCUUUAUGUAUACCAAUUUGUUAUUCUUAUUGGACAUGCUGUUGGGUUGGUUUGUUGUUUUUAUGGAUAUCUUCUAGUUUGGUGAAAAUCACCAUUGUUUUCCAUUACCAGA
Cicer arietinum (chickpea) is the source of this 2837-nucleotide messenger RNA. Its product is annotated as cullin-3A-like. Gene Ontology annotation, biological process: ubiquitin-dependent protein catabolic process. The record is from RefSeq and is a predicted model, not a curated record. Gene Ontology annotation, molecular function: ubiquitin protein ligase binding. Lineage: Eukaryota; Viridiplantae; Streptophyta; Magnoliopsida; Fabales; Fabaceae.